AUGGUCGUUCUUGGUAUCGUUACUUUUAGACGACAGACGAACAGAAGCCGUCCUGCGAAGUUUUUCUAUGCCCUAUGGAGACAUCAUUCGACCCUACGGUCUCAGCAAGCUGAGAAACCGGACGACCAUCAGCUUGAUAAAUUGCGAAAUCAAGUCCGCGAUUUUGUUUGUCGAGAAAUCACCGACAACAAUACCGCCACAAUCGAAAAGACUUAUACAUUUCGAAGACAGCUGUGGAACAAGCUAGGUCGAUCAGGUCUCUUGGGAGUUGCUGCAGACAAGGAGCUUGGCGGACUAGGCAUGGGCUAUCAAGGCCACUGCAUUGCCAUGGAAGAGAUCUCACGAGCAUCGGCAUCUAUUGGGCUGUGCUUCGCGGCGCAUUCCCAGUUCUGCGUGAACCAUAUUCAACUCAAUGGAUCUCAAAAGCAAAAGGAGAAGUAUUUACCUCGUCUAAUUUCAGGCACCAGCAUCGGCGCGCUGGCUGUAUCCGAGCCGCAGGCCGCUGAUGAUCUCGUCAAUAUGCGGACAAGAGCCCGUGCAGUGGAUGGUGGAUAUUUACUGGACGGCUCCAAAGCCUGGGUGACAAAUGGCCGAGAUGCUGAUACGAUUGUAGUAUACGCAAAAACCGGCCCAUGUGGAAUAUCCGGUGGCAUUACGGCAUUUCUUGUGGAGACUGACUCGAGAGGAUUCAGCUGCCUGAGAAGGGAACAUAGUACGGGAAGUAGUACAAGCGCCUUGUUUUCUUCGGUUUUCGUGCCGUGCGAGAACGUCCUCGGCAGGGUAAACCGAGGACUGGAAAUCCUAGUCAAAGGAAUAACCCUAGGGCGCCUCGUGCUGAGUUCAGGACCUCUGGGCAUCAUGCAGGCUGUCCUGGAUAUGGCUUUACCUUUGAUGCACACACGCAACCCCUUUAACAUGCCAACGGCGCGAAGCGAGUUUGUCGAAGGUCUAGUAGCCGGCAUAUACACAAAACUACAGACUUCGAGAGCCUACACUCACUCGACUGCCAAGGAAGUGGACACGAACGGCCCUAGCUGUCCGCAGGAUUGCACGGGCGCCUUUUCACAUUCCACGGCAAGUCUGGCAAAAUGCACUCUGGAUGCAGUUGAACUUGUGGGAGAAAUUGGCUGCUCGGGAAACAUUCAUAGUUCCCGGCUGCUUCGUGAGUGA
Messenger RNA from Hirsutella rhossiliensis, 1170 nucleotides. RefSeq names its product acyl-CoA dehydrogenase, middle domain-containing protein. The record is from RefSeq and is a predicted model, not a curated record. Gene Ontology annotation, biological process: L-leucine catabolic process. Bases 1 to 1170 code for a protein of 389 amino acids. Lineage: Eukaryota; Fungi; Ascomycota; Sordariomycetes; Hypocreales; Ophiocordycipitaceae. Gene Ontology annotation, molecular function: flavin adenine dinucleotide binding; 3-methylbutanoyl-CoA dehydrogenase activity. The transcript has a single exon.